Neopsephotus bourkii (Bourke's parrot) is the source of this 2284-nucleotide messenger RNA. RefSeq names its product gap junction gamma-1 protein-like. Gene Ontology annotation, cellular component: connexin complex. NCBI's taxonomy places the organism in Eukaryota, Metazoa, Chordata, Aves, Psittaciformes, Psittacidae. Bases 150 to 1328 code for a protein of 392 amino acids. Gene Ontology annotation, biological process: cell communication. The transcript has 3 exons. The record is from RefSeq and is a predicted model, not a curated record.
GUGCACCGGCGGGCGGGCGCGGGGCGGGGCGGCGCCGGGCCCCUUUGUUCGGCGGGAGGCGGUGGCGCGCCGCCUCUCCGCUUUGUCCGCCGCUGCCGGCGGGAGCCGCUUGCCCCGGCGCGCUGGUUUGAGACAACUGCCUGGCCAGGAUGAGCUGGAGUUUCCUGACGCGGCUCUUGGAGGAGAUCAACAACCACUCGACCUUUGUGGGCAAGAUCUGGCUGACCGUCCUCAUCGUCUUCCGCAUUGUGCUGACGGCUGUGGGGGGCGAGUCCAUCUACUAUGAUGAGCAGAGCAAGUUCGUCUGUAACACGCAGCAGCCGGGCUGCGAGAACGUCUGCUACGAUGCCUUCGCCCCGCUCUCCCACGUCCGCUUCUGGAUCUUCCAGAUCAUCAUGGUGGCCACGCCAUCAGUGCUCUACCUGGGCUUCGCUAUGCACCGCAUUGCCCGCAUGCCUGAGUCCUCACGGCGCCGGGCACCGGCAGCCCAGCGGGCACGCAUGCCGGUGGUGCGCCGGGGAGCCGGGCGGGACUACGAGGAGGCAGAGGAUGAUAACGAAGAAGACCCCAUGAUCUUUGAGGAGAUUGAGGUGGAGAAGGAGAAGAGCCCAGAAGGUGGAGAGAAGCAUGACGGCCGGCGCCGCAUCAAGCAGGACGGGCUGAUGCGUGCUUAUGUCCUGCACUUGCUGUGCCGCUCGCUGCUGGAGAUGGCUUUCCUCUUUGGCCAGUAUCUGCUGUACCGCUUCGAGGUGAUCCCCUCCUACAUCUGCAACCGCAGCCCCUGCCCGCACACCGUUGACUGCUUUGUCUCCCGCCCCACAGAGAAGACCAUCUUCCUCCUCAUCAUGUACGCCGUCAGCGGGCUCUGCCUCUUCCUCAACCUCUGUGAGCUCGUGCACCUGGGCGUGGGGCGCAUCCGUGAUGCCCUGAGCCAGCCUAAUGCCCCCCCGCUCCCAGCUGGCGACAGCCCCGCUCCACAGUACCCCAGGAAAGCCCCUGGCGCACCCCCCACCUAUCACUCACUGAAGAAGGAGCCGCCACGAGCACCGCUGCCCGAUGCCAAGCUGGACUACCGGGAGGGCCUGGGGGCCGGGCGGUUCGCCCUGGCCAGGGCUCCCCCGGCGCACGAGCUGGACCGGCUGCGCGAGCACCUGCGCCUGGCACAGGAGCAUUUAGAGGUCGCCUUCCACCUCCAGCCGCCACCGCGGCCCCCCAGCCCUGCCCGCAGCAGCAGCCCUGAGGCCAACGGCAUCGCCGCCGAGCAGAACCGCCUCAACCUCGCCCAUGAGAAGGGGACUGGCGCCUGCGACAGGACCACAGGGCUGUGAGUGCCACCAGGGAUGGCCGCGGUAUCUGCUGGAGUGGCUGCUGCUGCCAGCACAGGACAGACAGCCUGCCAGGAGCGCGGGGUGGAGGAUGCUGUGUGCCUGCCCGGAGGGGCUGGCCGGGCAGCCCUGUACCGGUGGGCAGUGGAAGGGAUGGGAGCCUUCGGGGACAUUCCUACUCAACUUUCAAAAAGGGAAUAUCUUAUUUUUGUACAUUUCUAUAAGCUUGUCAGCGUGUGUGCCCUGGCGUUUUUAUACUCUGCCCAUGAUCUCUCUCUGGGCCUGUGCUCCCCUCCCUGUCUCCUGUUUCACCCCCUUUUCCUCCUCCUACCCACAUUUCCUGCAGCAUGUUCCCCUCACACCCUGUGCCCUCCCUUGCCUGCUGCUGGCCAGGGCUGUGCCUGUCAGGCCAUGCUGGCAGCGUGGGGGCUUAGGGAAGCGAGCCUGUGCGUCUAGCUGGCUGUGCCAAGAUGGGACAGGACACUGGGCUGGCAUUCUGCUUGAAGCAUAGGAGACAGAAGGGUCCUGGUGGCACCGCUGCUAGAAAGUGCUGGUGCAUCCAGGGGGGCCGUGCUGCACAGCAUCCUGCACAGGGCUGAGAGCUGCAGGGCUGGCCAGCUCAGAAAUGUGUGUGCAGAGGGCAGGGGCUGUCCUCCCUGCUGCCUCCGCCUCUCUCCCCACUCAGCCAGCUGCUCUUGGACCAAAGCCCAUGCCCUCCUGCUCUGGCCGUUGGGCCAGGACUCCCUGUGUGGGGCCAGACCCUGGUCCCAUCGUGGGUAGAUGCCAUGUCCGGAGCCGGGCUCAGCUGGGAGCCAGUGGGGCAUUUCUCAUCAUCUCAGCCUGGGUCACAUGAGGAUUUUUGUAGCGUUGUUUUUUACUAAGCAAUGAUUGCCACUCUGUUUUUUCUCCUUUUCUUUUUAUAUCUAUAUUAGUAAAGGCUGGAGAUGUUUUGUACUGAA